Cryptomeria japonica (Japanese cedar) is the source of this 4908-nucleotide messenger RNA. RefSeq names its product ATP-dependent DNA helicase SRS2-like protein At4g25120. The transcript is spliced from 31 exons. Gene Ontology annotation, biological process: recombinational repair. Gene Ontology annotation, molecular function: 3'-5' DNA helicase activity; DNA binding; hydrolase activity. Gene Ontology annotation, cellular component: nucleus. NCBI's taxonomy places the organism in Eukaryota, Viridiplantae, Streptophyta, Pinopsida, Cupressales, Cupressaceae. The coding region runs from base 556 to 4503 and encodes 1315 amino acids. The record is from RefSeq and is a predicted model, not a curated record.
AAGACGAUCUAGAAAGGCUAUUUAAGAACUUAAAACAAGUCAUAACAUUUACUUGUGGUUUUUUAAAUAAUUCAAAGAAAGCGUGCUUGGUACGAGCGCGGGACAUAUUGAAUAUUGAAGAAAGCCCAGAAAUGUAGACGAUUCUUCUUCUUCAGUCUCGGCCCCGUUUUCAUCCAUCCGCAUUGGUGCUCAACUUUCUAUAUUAUCUUCUACAGGCUUAGGCGUGUACAAUGAUUUGGCUUGCUUGGGAUGGAUGCAAAGAAGCUCUAAAAGUAUUUCAAAUUUGAAAUAUCUUCAUAUAGGAAUGAAUCAUUAUCCUUUGCAGCAAAAACAGUGGUGGGAGAAGAUAUUGUUUGAUUUAUACCACAAUACUAAAAUUGUUUGUAUCUAAUUUAUGUUCAAGAGAUCAUCUUGUCCAACAAAGGAGGCUUGGAACUCAAUAGAGAAUGAACAAUAAGUUGCAGUUGCUAAAGAUUUUGUCUUAAUCAUUCCAAAUUCUAGUCCUCAUCACCAAUUUUAAGUGGUACACUUUCAAGAGGGAAGCGGGUGUUAGUAAUGGCUCCAGAGAGUUCGUCCUUAUUAGCAAAUUCAUCGCACAAGAGGAUAAAUGAUCAGGAAAGGGCUCGCAUAACAGCAAAUUUCAGGGCUGCAAAAGCUCUUCUUGAACGUAAGCGACCUCCUCAACCUGCUACUAACCUUGCGUAUUAUCAGACUCCUCAUAAAAAGCUCAGUGCAAGUCCUACUUUGGAAACAACACAGAGACGUUCAACCAGUUCAUCCGACUUCAGAAAUACAAAUACAACUAAGCUUUGUGAUUCUUAUGAUCUCAAUAAGCCUCCAAGAGUUCCUCUUGCAGAAAUACAAGUGAAUACAAUGAUUUCAGGACAGUUUUGCAAAUCUGAUGCUGUAGAGUUUCCAAAUGUUGAAUAUAUGACUUUAAGCAAACAAACACAUAAUUCUGCAGCAAUUUCAAGUGUUUCAGAAGUGAACAAAAAUCACAAAACUUUUCCCUCAGAUAUUAAAUCAGAGUUCUCAGAAAGAGAAAAUUUAAUUUGGAUGCAAAGUUCUAUCAGUAAAAACUUUACAUUUUCUUCUGAAUCAUCUUGUGAAUCAGCUAGUUUGGAGAACUCAAUUUCUUUCUUGGAUGCUCUUGAUGAAGAAUUUGAUGAUGCUAUAUUUGAAGAAAUUGACGUUCUUUGCAAAAACAGAUCAAUGUUAAAGCAAGAAGUUGUGUCAGUCAGCCCCCCUGACAUAUCCAGAGAAAGUGAUGCUACCAUGCCCUCUGUGAGACUUGAUGCUGCAUCUGCUAGUUUUACUAAUUCAUUGAGUUUAGAUGGACCCAUAGCUGAUCGUAAAGAUAAACUUAUUUCAAUGAAGGCUUGUCUUGCAGAAGUAAAUUUUGAUAAUUCAAGUUCGGCAGAAAUAUCUUCAAAUUCUUCUUCACCUUUUGUGCCAUCACAUGCAGAGAAUGCAAUAUCCGCUGGUGUUAAAAUUGAGUGCAAAGAAACACAUGAAUCACAGCUGGAAAUGCUAAAGUUGCUUGUGGAUACAAGCAUUGAAACUGGAUACGCUUGUGAAGCCAGUAAUUCUAAUGAAGUACAGGAAAAUUCCUUGAUUGCUCUGAAUGAAACAUGUCAACUUACGUCAGUCCAUGGAUCAAGUACAUCAACGGAUUCACCAAAUAAAUCAAGUAGUUCAGCUGUUUCAUGUGUAACUGCUUCACAAACCUUGCCUACAUAUUUGCAGUCUUUGAAUGACACACAAAGAGAGGCUGCUACAAGUGACAUUUCAAAACCUUUGAUGAUAUUGGCAGGGCCAGGAAGUGGAAAGACCUCAACAAUGGUCGCACGGCUGCUCACAUUGUUAAAAGAGAAUGUGCAUCCGACAAAUAUACUUGCGAUGACUUUCACAAGUGCAGCUGCAAGUGAGAUGAGGGAGCGAGUUGGGACAAUAGUGGGAAAAUCAAUUGCAAAGGAGCUUUCUAUCUGCACAUUCCAUUCUUUUUGCUUGCAACUCUGCCGUUUGCAUGCUGAAAAGCUUGGACGUACAUCUGAUUUCCUGAUAUAUGGUCACAGCCAACAAAGAAAUGCAGUUAUUGAGGCUGUCCGAUUAUUUACAAUUGAGGAUCAAACAAACCAAGUUACAGAGAGUAUUAACCAAGGAAUGUGCAUUGAUGUGAAAAGAAAUCUAGAAUCAAUGAAACACAAGUCAAAAAAGUGGCAACAAUUUGUUACCCAGGCCAAAGCUGCUGGUAGAAAUCCCGAAGACUAUGAGAGGAUGGGUGACAAAACUGGGGCUUCUAUUCUCAGACAUUACAAUGCUACAUUGACAGCUUGUAAUGCUCUAGAUUACCAUGAUUUCAUCAGUGGUGCAGUGAAACUUCUUACUAAUCACAAAGAAGUAUUGGAGGAAUGUCAUAAAUCAUGGACAGCCAUUUUGGUGGAUGAGUUUCAGGAUACAAGCAGCAUGCAGUACUGUUUCUUGAAGUUGCUUUCUUCCCAUAAUCACAUUACUGUUGUUGGAGAUGAUGACCAGUCAAUUUUCAGCUUCAAUGGAGCUGAUAUAUCUGGAUUUGAUUCUUUUCGCAAAGACUUUCCUUGUCUCAAGGAGGUCAGACUGCAUCAGAAUUAUCGUUCCACACGCUGUAUUGUUGAGGCUGCAUCCUCUCUUAUUGAGAACAAUGUGAAACGCUGCUCGUCCAAACAUGUAUUUACGGAUAAUGUUUCUGGUGACAAGAUCAUGAUAAAGGAGUGCCGAACUGAGGAUGCACAAUGUGCAUUUGUUGUUGAUAAGAUAUUGAUGGAAACUUCAGGGAACACUAGAAAUGAACAUUGUUUUGACAAUAUUGCUAUCCUAUACCGUCGGCAGGUUUCAGGAAAGCUGUUCCAGUCAUGUUUUCGUACUCGUAAGAUUCCGUUCAAUGUACAUGGAGUAGCUUUUUAUCGGAAAAAGGUAAUCAAAGCUGUUAUUGCUAUGCUCCAAACUGCUUUUCAUACAUUUGGAGAUGCUCCAUAUCGCCGUGUCUUCAAAGCAUUAUACCCAGGAGCUAAGGAAGAUCAAAAGAGAGCUGUUGACUACGUGGAGAAAGUUGCAAAGAGUACUAAAUGUGGAUUUUUUGCAGCUGCUCAUGAUAUCUUUACUGCAAAGGUUUCUGGCAUGUUUAACAGACGACAACUUGCUCAAGGUCGUAGAGUGCUUUUUAUUAUUCAGACUAUUCAAAAACUUGUACACAAGGAAAAAUCUUUGUCAGCAGUUGUAACAUCAGCAGUUAAUUUUAUACCUCAGAAAUUUCAAUUUGAGAAACGAGCUAUUGUGGAUGAAGAUGGUGGAAAAUUAUUGAACGAAGAUGAGGAUCCAAGAUCGGUUCUUGAUUAUCUACUAGAUGAUGUUUCUGAUUUCUUGUCCAAUCAUUUUAACUCCUUGGAGAAAGAUGGGGAGGAGGAAACAAAAAAAGCUGAUCAAGAAGGCUGCAUGAAAGUCCUCAAAAACUUUCUUGAUUAUUUGUCUACAAGGGAAAUGGACAACUUUAAACAGCGAAGGAAACACAAUCAAAAUUCUGUAACUUUGACAACGAUGCAUCAGUCAAAAGGCUUGGAAUGGGACACGGUGUUCAUUGUGAAGGCUAAUGAUUCAGAGAUACCCUUGCUACAUGAAUCGAUGGGCUCAGUAAAGAAUGGAGCAACCUCUCUUGAGGAGGAGAGGCGAUUGUUCUAUGUGGCAAUGACUCGUGCUCGGAAAAAGCUAUACAUUUUAUAUGUUGUUGUAGACUCAAAUUGGCAGUUGCUUCAGCCCUCUAGAUUCUUGAAAGAACUACCUCUCCAUCUUGUUGAUAUUGAGGCCGAAUCAGCAAAUUCAAGGACAAUUUCAGAGUCAUGCCAGCUAGCGGGAAAAUCCAAUGAUGAUGAAAGUUUGAACAGACAAGAAUUUAAAGCUCGGAAAGAUGAUCUAGCUUCAAACAGAGCUGUCAAAAUUGAGAAUAAUAUUUAUAAUCAGUGUUUAUCGUCCAAUAUAGAUGAAGAAAAAGAUUCAAAACUUAUUUUAUUAAAUGAAGAAUUCAAUGCAGGAAAUGGAUUUCUAAAAGGCUUUAAUUUUGAGGCGAGGUCUACUGUGGCAGCAUUAUUCCAUACAUGGGCUAAGAAGCGGGCAUUUCAUGAUCCAAAGAGAUUGCUUGACAAGGUUGGAUUUGUGAUAGAUGAAAGAAUACGGAGUAAGACUUCAAAGAAUAAGGAUGUUUUGCGAGCUCUUAAGUGCUGCUUGAAAGAUAACGAAGCCUUUUCUUAUGCUGAACAUGUAUUGAGAUGGGAGAAGAUGCAUCCAGAUGAGAAGUAUCUGCUACAAGCAGAACGCCAGGAGCAUUUUCAAAAACAGGGCUGUGAACGAAUCAUGGAUUCAACUGCUGCAACCCCUAAGCAGAUAUCAUAUCUUCAAAAACUUGGGUGUUCGAUCACCCCAACUUCUCGUCUGCAUGCAUCUCGUUUAAUCGAACAAUACAAAUCGCUUUAAAACUCCAGUGCAGAACCGCAGAAACAGAGUUGGAACGAAAAGCAGUUCUCUUCUUAACUGUUGUACCAAAUCAAUUAUUUUCGUCGGCUGUAAAAUUUGUACAAAUAAGGACCUUGAAGGCUUCUUAAAAGUGGUGAAUGUUUAGAAGAAGUUAUUGUUACAAGCUGAAUUCUCCAUAUGCCUGAAAGCAAUUAAUUAUUAAUGAAAUUUGUUAUAAAUAAAUUAGUUGUUUGUUUGAAGAUAUUUCUAGAGAUUAAGUAGAGAGAGUCUAGAAUCUCAUUAUUUGUCGUUGAUGGAGACCAUCAUUGAUAAAUUUGUUAUAUUAGAUGCCUUCAUUGCUGAAUGCAUGAUUAUAAGUAAAAUUCUAAGUUUUUAUUAAGAAUAUCUUUAUCUAUGAUAAAAGAA